GUGUGCACGGAUACGUGAGCCUCGCUCGUCGCGGGACUCGGCGCUCCGGCGUGGCGACGACCUGGACGCGCCCGCGAGGUUAGGUGACACGCCCCCGCGACCACAGCCAUGAAGAGCCCGGUGACGUCCCAGCGCCUCAACGGGACCAGCCCGCAGACGCCAGGCGGCGCGUCCAAGUCCCGUCACGGCGGCGCCGCCAACAGCUUCCAGGUGGUCAAGGUCGCCGGGCGCGAGUCCGGCUGCUACAUCGCCAGCAACAUCGCGCCCAAGGUCGGCAAGCAGCAGCUGGUGUCCCUCAACGGGGACACGGUGCGCUGCGACAGCGUCAACGUCGACGAGGCGCUGGCGUGCGAUGUGGCGCCUAUACCGGCGGCUCGGACCAAGGCCCUGUGCGUGCACAUCAGGGAGAACAAGUGGUACGACGCCGGCAACGUGGUCUCGGUCGGGGUGGCGGGUACCAGCCUCAAUCGUGCACUGGAGAGCAUGUCCCUGGCCUACAAUCCCUCCACGAAGCAGCUCUACUCCGUGGAGGAGGCCAGGACACCUGGCAAUGUACAGUCGCUCGACUGCACCACUCAGUAUCUGGAGUCUCCGUGUAACGGUAAGGAACAUACGUCAAGUGCGAACGCGGACAAAUAUACCAAGCUCGACAACGCCAGUGCGAACAGUAGUCCGAGAAAUAGUCUGCCACGCUCGUGUAGCAGCACAGUGUCUUCCCUUAGCGAGAUAUCACCUUCCGGCAGCUUUCUAGGAUCCGACGAGCAGCACAUCGUGGAGAAGAUCGACAAGAUACCCAAACGCUGGGGACUGAACGCGCUUUUUACCAAGAAUGUGUUUUCGUGGAAGAACAAAGGUUCCCAGCAGUCGACGCCUGCCGGUAGCCCCUCGAGAAACGUCGACAAGGUAGGCGGUAGUACAGCUUUAAUUCAACAGCCGAGACCAGCGAAUUUGCCAGCUAAAACUGCACUGGAAGAGGAGCGCCAUCGUAAGCAAUACAGUGCUAUUUUAGAGGCGGCGAGGAAGAGGGAGUUGCGCGAGGAGAAGGAGCGCAAGCAGCAGCGGGAGUGUCAGCUCAAGGAGGAGAAGAGACUGGCCGAGGACUCCAACACGUGGAACGUGCACGUUUUGUCCAAGUUUGAAAGUGUGAAAAAUACAAAGAGAGUGAGGGAACUGUGGUGGCGCGGCCUGCCGCCGAGUGUCCGCGGUAGAGUAUGGAAGUUAGCUAUUUUGAAUAAUCUGAAUGUAACGCCGAACCUCUAUAAUCUUUGCUUAGACAGGGCGAUGUCGUGCCCCAACAACGAGUCGUUAGCCGCUAUCAGAUUAGACGUGUCUCGUACCUUUCCUACCUUAUGUGUCUUUCAAGAGGGUGGACCAUUAUUCGACAGCCUUCAGGGUAUUUUGGCAGCGUAUGCCGUGUACAGACCGGACGUGGGCUACGUGCAAGGUAUGAGUUUCGUGGGUGCUGUUUUAUCAUUGAACAUGGAACCACCGGACGCCUUUGCCUGCUUCGCGAAUCUGCUGAAUCAUCCUUGCCACAGAGCCGCCUUCACAUUGGACCAAAAACGAAUGAAUACUUACUACAAAGUAUACUCCAGUGCUCUUGCGCAUAAGCUGCCAAAAGUCUUCUCCCAUUUUACCGUGGCCGGAUUGAGCCCGGACUUGUAUCUACUAGAUUGGUUGUAUACUAUAUACGCUAAGGCAAUGCCCCUUGAUGUCGCAUGUAGAGUCUGGGAUGUCUUUCUCAGAGACGGAGACGAGUUCCUCUUCAGAACCGCGCUGGGAGUGUUGCACUUGUAUCAGGAGGAGUUGUUGAAGAUGGAUUUCGUACACGGCGCACAAUUUCUUACCAGAUUGCCGGAGAAUCUGCAGGCAGAAUCCUUAUUUAACAGUAUUGGUCAGAUGUCUACUACUGUUGGGACGACAACAUUCCAGCAAAUGUUGCUUCAAUAUUCUUCGUAAUUUUGCGUAGCGAAGGGAUGAUGCAUGAAAAUGUCGUCUCUCAUCUUUUAGAAAAAUAUUUAUUCUUUACUUUUAAAAUAUGACAUAAAAAUAUAAUGUAGAGAUUAAUUGCACAGCAGAUCAGAGGGACGAUUUUCACAAAUUUAUGACAAAAAUAUAUUUUUGUUAUGAAUUUCUGAAAAUUACAUAUGAAUGGACAAAUUUGUUAAUGGAAAUGAUAUUUUCCAUGUAGAUAAUUGAUCGAUUGUUUAGUUGUAGAUAUGUUUUUUACAACGAAUGACACAUUGAAAAGAAAAUGAUAUAUGCAAUAUGAUAACACGAAUGCUCUAUUAAUAGAUAUAUGUAUACUCGCUUUACAUUUUAGUAUUUUUUGAAACGUUAUAUAUUUUAGAUUUAUAACAUCUUGAAAGUACCUUUCGAAAAGCAAAAGAGAAUAUUAUAAGCUAAAAUUUUAACUUGUCCGAAUGCAUGUAUUACCUUGCGUUUCUAUUUUAGUUUUCAUCAAUUUUUAUUGCAGACAUUUAUGGUAGAUUUUUCGUAAUUUGUGGAUAUACAAGUAUCCGAAAUAUCAAUCUUGCUUCACAUACGAAUAUUACCAUACGUGUAAUGUUGCACGUCAGCUCUGAGAUACAUUUCAUCUAUUCAUUGUGUAUCCUCUCAAUUUUUACACUCUCUUCAAGACUGAAGGGAGAUAUACAUAUAUAUACUCAAAUACAACAAUAUUAUUCAGCUGCAGCACAGGUAUUGUCCUUAUAAAUAUGCAUUCACGAAUUUAGAAUUAGUCGAGAUAAAAAAAAGAAAGGUUUUUGCUGCAUAACAUUCAAUUGCUGUACUUAAAAUUCUGGACAUGCUGGUAUUUCUGACGAUACACCAUAUAACCGAUGAAACGGUCGAGAUUACGUGCCAGGAAAUGUAUUUUGUCAUCGAUUAUCGGCCACAAAAAAAGCGGAGCUAAAUAGUGCAAACAUACAAUUAAAUUAAAACAUUUCUGAGAUUUUUUUCUAAGUAACAAAGUGUAACAUUUGCCUUGCCAAAAGCAUACAGGUUAUAACAGCGCACUUUUUUGUCAAAUAAAGUUUUCUCAUAUGAUUAAUUACAGUUUCCUGCAGUUGGAGUUCCUUCCAACGCGAAUCAAUGCAUGCUGCUUGCAUUAUUUCGCUUCGUUAUUUUUAGUCUUUGCAAUCACGUGUCAAGUGUUGAAUAUGAGAUUAUUGCGGUGAAGCGCAUGGUAAAAUGUUUAUGGUAUACAAUAGACGUUUUGUUGAUUUAUACGUUUUAAAUUAGCGUACGGAUAAUAUAUCUUUUACUGUCGUCACGGUGUGGCAAUUUAUUCAGUUUCAACUAGCGAAAUCUUAUCAUAUUCCCAUCUUUUGAGUGGCCUUCAUAAUGAAGAUAAGAUAAAUUCGAGAUUUAAGAGCGUGCGAAUUAUGCAAUUGUCGAACUUUAUUCUCUAGGAGGAGGUAAUCUCACAAAUGUAUUUUCAUACAACCGCAAUAUGCUUAUUGUGAGUGUGCUUGUUGUAUAACCGCUCUGUUUAGUACGGAUGUGCGUAGAACGAAAAAGAUUUUAGGUCUCAACAGUUCGAACAGAUGAUUCCAACGAUCGGCCAGCCCUGAUGUUGCUAUCCAUGAUAUUUCAGAAUGAUAGUCACAUUACAUUAGGCUCACAUACAGCGUAGCUUGGGUGCUUGAGAACUAUGCGAAAGAAUAUAGAAAUGUAUCAUCAUCGAUAUAAAAUUGUAUUCAAACAUAUAUAUAUAUAUUUCUUUUAUAUAAUGUGAGCAAGGUUUAGGGGAGAAUGAUAGAGCUGGAAGCAUCUGCGGAAAUACUAGUCGUUAGAAACAAACAGUAUGACACAACUGUCGCGGCUCGUUAAGUUCUCAUUUAUUUUUACGAGGCGAGAUUAUCUACAGAGUAACGGUAUAUAUUGUGACGUUUUGGUUGUACCUAUGUGUUUAUACCCGUGCGUUUUUAUAUAUUAUGCGAUAAUUUGCACGACCGGCGUGCAACCAAAUGGAUGUGCUUCUCAACGACACCGUAUACAUAGUACAUGUUUUAUAGGAAAUAUGUGAUUCUCACGUAUAAUCGUAUAUCAAGAUGCGCUCGUACGAAACGCGUCGGGACGUGAGACGUGAGCGAGCUCACGUGUGUAACAUAUAUUCUAGUUUUUAAUCGACAAUACUCUCAUUCCAUCCAUUAUCCCAAACUACUACUUAGCGUUCAUGAACAAUACAUAACGAAUAAGUUUAUAGAUCUAUAUAAAGAGAGCACAAAUGGAUGAGACGUAAUUGGGACACGGAUAAAUUAAAUGAUUUCGUAACUUGCAAUACUAAAUUGGGAAUCUGCGUGCGUAGAUCAACAGCUGCGUUUAUUUGCGACCAAUUUUCUCCCUCUUUUUCUCAUCAAAGUAAAAUUAUUAACAAUCAGAUUUGCAAUAAAUAAGACAUUAAUAGUUUAAUACUCACGAGUUAUUAAAAAUUGAGAUUUUUAAUUCAAUCGUACGUGAAAUUUUAUACUGAUUAUCAAAGUUUCUAUGUAUUAAGUGGCCAAGAUAUUUAAGAGUGCAAUUUAAAUAUCCACAUUUUAUAUAUGCCUCUGUUAUUUCGCAUGUCUUUUAGCUUCGGGAGAGAGAUUUUAUAAAGAAACCUUAUGAAUUUUAUCUAUAACGAUGGCAAUAUAGUAAGCUUUAACUUUUUCUUCCUGAUUAGUUUCUUUCGUUUUUGUUGGAUGAAUUUCGCUUGUGUUCGUACACGUCUCGAUUAAUUAUAUCGUUUUAAUAACUAGAUCGCAUCUGCGUGUAUACCUUCUGUCUCGGACAUAACGUAAUUACCUUCGUGAGACGAUCGACGACGAUGUGCCAACCGUAUCAAAGUUGUAAAGAAAUGUAUGGAAGAUCACUUGUGCAAGUGCUGUCUCCGUGCUAGCGCAAAUCGAUUACCAAGUUUUGUAAUUAUUAGCGUCACGUUAUGCGGUUGGCUAGCGAAUAUAGUACAUUGCAGUCACUUAAUUUGUCAGUGACGGACGGCAAUGUCAUCGGAAUAUAUAAGCGACAAAAAAAAAUAAUGCGACGUUUAUGUCCAAAAAUAACUGUAUCCGUUACACGAGGUGAAAUGCGAGGAUCUUAUAAUUUGUCCGCCUUAUCGAUUUAACGAUCGCGUUAUAAUUACGAAUGCAAGUUGCUGCAGCCAGAAAUGUAUGUAUGUAUGUGUAAUUGGAUUGUUACACGUGACGUGUGCUUGUACGUGUAUUGAUUGCAUUGAAUACCUGUAGGUAUAUCUACGUUCUUAGACAACUGAGAAUCCGUACGAGGGAAAUGUGCUUUUAAAUGCGCAAUUCUUUAGUUUUUCCUAUUACACGGCAAUUGUAUUAAGAAAAAGCGAUUUACUCUCUUUGAAUUCGCAGAGAACAGUCUCCCAUGAAUGACGAAUCUACUUGUUAUACAUACGUUUACUUAAAAAAUACUGGAUUAUACGACGUAGACAAGUAAAACUUGUUCUUGUGGAUAUACCUAUGUGUAUCGCGAAUAUUUAAGUUUCCUCUAUUUAAGGUUGACGAGAUACGAUGCCUAAAAAAAAAGACAGAAUAAGAUCGUGUAAAUGCAAACGUGAAAAAGUCCGUGCACAAACAGCCGCGCAUCAUGCACUACGUGACACUUCUGUGUUCCUUGUCGUUAGUGCCUCGAUGAGAGGAACUCAUUGUAUAUUUUAUACGCGUUUUAUCGUGUGUACAUUUAACUUAAGUGCAAUAUUGUAAUAUAUAUUUUUUAAAGAA
Vollenhovia emeryi is the source of this 5729-nucleotide messenger RNA. RefSeq names its product TBC1 domain family member 14-like. The coding region runs from base 109 to 1959 and encodes 616 amino acids. The transcript is spliced from 2 exons. The record is from RefSeq and is a predicted model, not a curated record. NCBI's taxonomy places the organism in Eukaryota, Metazoa, Arthropoda, Insecta, Hymenoptera, Formicidae.